This is a messenger RNA of Ricinus communis (castor bean), 725 nucleotides long. RefSeq names its product TSET complex member tstD. The coding region runs from base 109 to 552 and encodes 147 amino acids. The transcript is spliced from 5 exons. Gene Ontology annotation, biological process: intra-Golgi vesicle-mediated transport; intracellular protein transport; retrograde vesicle-mediated transport, Golgi to endoplasmic reticulum. NCBI's taxonomy places the organism in Eukaryota, Viridiplantae, Streptophyta, Magnoliopsida, Malpighiales, Euphorbiaceae. The record is from RefSeq and is a predicted model, not a curated record. Gene Ontology annotation, cellular component: COPI vesicle coat.
UUUCUUUAGACAGACACUUCUAUUUUCCGGUUACUUUCAAAUCGAAAUUCCGAACCGGAAACAGAAAUUAAGAAGGAAAAGAAAAAACAGAAAAAAGAAAAAGGUAAAAUGAUACUUGCAGUAUUGUUUGCCAAUGUGGAAGGCAACAUCUUGAUCGAACGAUUUAGUGGAGUUCCAGCUGAGGAGCGAUUGCAUUGGAGAUCUUUCUUAGUUAAGCUGGGGGCGGAUAAUCUUAAAGGUGUAAAAAAUGAAGAGCUUCUUGUUGCUUCCCACAAGUCAGUGUAUAUUGUGUACACAGUGCUUGGGGAUGUCAGCAUUUUUGUUGUUGGCAAGGAUGAGUAUGAUGAACUUGCCUUGGCAGAAGUCAUCUUUGCUAUCACCUCAGCCGUGAAGGAUGUAUGUGGGAAGCCUCCGACUGAGCGACUUUUCCUUGACAAGUAUGGAAAGAUAUGCUUAUGCCUGGACGAAAUAGUUUGGAAGGGAUUGCUGGAGAAUACUGACAGGGACAGAAUUAGAAGAUUGAUGAGACUAAAACCUCCAACAGAUUUCUGAGUAGAAAAGCUGGUUCGUGUAAUCAGAAAAAUGGCGAUGGUCCUUUGGUUUUUGUAUCAUAUGGAAAACACAGUUGAUCUUGUUGUCUCGAAAUGAUUGCCAUUGUUAUUUGUCCACACUGUAUUUCUUUUGUACUUAAUUUUCUUCUAUUUAAGAUCCUGAAUUUGUUGUCU